CUAACAUCGAUCGACAAGGACCACGUGGAACCUGCACGGACUCCAGGACCGCUCUUCUGUUUACACUCCAUGUCCAGCCUGCAAGGCUACGUCGACAGACGUGUACUCCUGAUCUUGCAAGAUGGUCGCGCUAUUGUGGGAGUAAUGGCAGGCUACGACCAAAAAUCAAACGUCGUCCUCUCAGACUCGAAGGAACGGGUGUACAGUAUGGAAGAAGGCGUGGAGGAGGUUCCGCUCGGUCUGUAUCUCGUGAAAGGGGACAUGAUCAUCCUCAUCGGAGAACUCGAUGAAGCUGUCGAUGAGGCCGUUGAUCUCUCGACGAUACGUGCAGAACCGUUACCACCCAUACGAUACUAAAAGGUCUAUAUGCACCAUCACUCAUCACUCGGCGUCUUCCCUAUCAUUGCUCGCCGGUGUCAGCGAAGGAUAUAGCUGGACGGUUAUAUUGGUUUCCUUCCAUACAGCCAGCGCUUGCGAGUUUGAGGGUCAUUCCAUGUGCAUGUAUUGCAUACCCACAUAGUAUGGUGCAUUUUCAUCGCAGUCCCGGUUGUGUCCCAGAUAAAGAAAAAAUUCUUGUAUUAGGUACGCCAGCGAAAUCAGUACAUAAUUCUAAAG
This is a messenger RNA of Desarmillaria tabescens, 615 nucleotides long. RefSeq lists its product as uncharacterized. Bases 70 to 357 code for a protein of 95 amino acids. The record is from RefSeq and is a predicted model, not a curated record. Gene Ontology annotation, cellular component: U4/U6 x U5 tri-snRNP complex; precatalytic spliceosome; U6 snRNP. Gene Ontology annotation, biological process: mRNA splicing, via spliceosome. NCBI's taxonomy places the organism in Eukaryota, Fungi, Basidiomycota, Agaricomycetes, Agaricales, Physalacriaceae. The transcript has 4 exons. Gene Ontology annotation, molecular function: RNA binding.